AUGUCUUAUUCCUCUGCGGUAUUCAAGUCGGAUGAUGAAGAUUUGAAGACUGCACAAAUGAGAAAAAUAUAUCUUCUCAUUGAUAAGUCGAGGAUAGAGAAGAACCAUGAGGUCUUAGAUAUUGGAUGCGGAUGGGGAACUUUGGCCAUAGAAGCUGUGAGAAGAACUGGAUGCAAAUAUACCGGUAUUACGCUAUCAAUUGAACAACUUAAGUAUGCAGAAGAAAAAGUGAAACAAGCUGGACUUCAGGACCGGAUUACGUUUAAGCUCUGCGAUUAUCGCCAACUAUCUGAUGCUCAAAAAUAUGACAGAAUUAUAUCUUGCGAGAGGCUAGAACAUGUUGGCCACAAAUUCAUGGAGACAUUUUUCAGUCACUGUGAAGCUGCGCUUGCGGAAGACGGCAUUUUUGUCUUGCUGGGAACAUUUGCAUGUAUCGCCAAUUUCAUGUUUGCACAACCAUUGUUGGUGUCAGAUCCCGCACCAGAAGUCCGGGACCAACCAAAGAUUGCCACGUAG
Molecule: messenger RNA, 516 nt
Organism: Arabidopsis lyrata subsp. lyrata
Lineage: Eukaryota; Viridiplantae; Streptophyta; Magnoliopsida; Brassicales; Brassicaceae
Product: probable fatty acid methyltransferase
Exons: 5
Coding region: 1-516 (171 amino acids)
Molecular function (GO): methyltransferase activity
Source: RefSeq, a predicted model, not a curated record